Molecule: messenger RNA, 751 nt
Organism: Aspergillus ruber CBS 135680
Lineage: Eukaryota; Fungi; Ascomycota; Eurotiomycetes; Eurotiales; Aspergillaceae
Exons: 1
Coding region: 17-751 (244 amino acids)
Source: RefSeq, a predicted model, not a curated record
CUUAAAUAAAGCUGCCAUGGGUGACAUCGACCACCAUCGUGGCUUUAGCGAAUGCAAGAAACAGCGCAAAUCGCGCCGUGUGAGACACAACAGCCAGAAACAAGCAAACCAGGCCCGAAAUAACAAUCACAAUUUCAACGACAAUGACAACCAUACCCACGGAUCCAAUAGUGACGACAACAGAAGCACCAGCAGCAGCAACAGCAACGGCACCAGUAAUGGCAACAACAAAGGCAGCCAUUAUAACAACAACAACUCUAGCCAACGCUGUUGGGACUGGAUGAUGGUAGGAGGCACAAACCAUUACGCCAAAAAUCGCUCCGCAUUCAUCACCUACCGCCGCGCGCCCUGCAAAGUCAACGGCCACACCCGCGUCCUAGGUGUCGGAACCGUCAAGCUAGACCUAGAGCGUAGUCCCCAGGAUCCCAGUACGUACACCCUACUGCUACACGAUGUGCUGCACAUCCCCGACGCCAUGUGUAACGGCAUUAGCAUCAACCCGGAUUUCAUGGGCGCGAGGAAUUAUGGGAUUUCAUGGCGAGAUAAGCGCAUAUAUGAUGCAGAUACUGAGGAGCCGUGUUGGUAUGCGACGGCAUUUCAUGAUGAUGGUUUGAUGAGGUGUGUUCUUGCGGGGGAUCCUCAGGGGCAGACGUUUUUGGAGAAGGAUGGGAGGUAUAUGUUGAGUGUUAAUGCGUCGGAGGAGGAGUUGGGGGUUUUGGGGAGAAGGGUUGAAAAUCGGAGUCUGUUAUGA